AUGCCAAGCAAGAGCAAAACUACGUUUGAAAGUAAAAGGAGAGCAUGUACAAAAGAAGAAGCGACUGUUGGUGGUUUGCUUCCAGAGCUUCCAAGCAAACCUCCAGGACUGUUUGGUUUAUUUGUGUCAGAGAAUUAUUCCAAAGUUCAAGGCGAUGUUGCUUCAGGAAAAAAUCCCACUGAAAGUUUGACACAUUUGUCCAUGAAAUGGAAGACUCUUUCGAGUGCUGAGAAAGCGGAAUUAAAACAUAGACACGACGUUUUGAAAGAGGAAUACAAACGGGAAGUCAUGAAUUUGUGGAAAGGACUGAACACCGAGAGGCGAGUUCUUCUGGAGAAAUUACAAGGUCCAAAAUUACGACAACUCGCAAAUGCAAGGCAAGAACUCCUAGGAUACCCAAAGAAGCCUCCAUCUUCCUUUCUGCUUUUCGUGCAGAAAAACACAGAUAUUGUGAACGCUUCGUCUGUGAUUGAGCGUACGAAGAAAUUGGGUGAAAAAUGGAAGGAAAUGUCGGCCAAUGAAAAGGAGGUAUUCUUUAUGGAAAGCCUAAAAGCGAACGAACAAUACUUCCAUGACGUGGUUAAAUGGAAAGAAAAGCACCCUGAUGCCGCUUCAAAAGAGAACAUCUAG
This is a messenger RNA of Pocillopora verrucosa, 630 nucleotides long. The record is from RefSeq and is a predicted model, not a curated record. Lineage: Eukaryota; Metazoa; Cnidaria; Anthozoa; Scleractinia; Pocilloporidae.